AUGGAACAGAAUAAUCAAAAGAAAAAAAUCCAAAAAAGUGGCUUUCUUAAACGAAAAGAGCAAAACAAAAAAUGUCUCGAUGAAAUUGCCUCUAAAUCUAAAAAAAUGACAAAUUUUUUCACACCCACUGUUUUAAAUCAGGAUUCCGCUAAACUGAAAAAAAAUCAAAAUCUAGAGUCAAAUCAGAUUGAAUUUAUUUCUGAAAAAGUUUUAUCAAAUUCACCGCUAAUAUCACAAGUCCACAUAACAUCUAAUAUUGAUUCAACUACUCGUUGGCGAUGUAAAAGUGAUUCAGUACAAAACAUAUUUGGUCGAGCUGAUAUGUGGAUAGUUGAAGCUCAACACGGAGAACGGAAAUCUUUUAUAUAUGUUAAAAUAGUUCUAUCCCUUUAUGAAAUUUCACAAUCCAAUGAUUUUAAUGUUAAUGUUAGAAGUAAUGCAAGAAGUUUGUUGGGUCACCUUACGAGCUAUGAGACCACAUUAACAGCAAUGACGUUUCUUCAUAUAUUUAAGUUGACAACUCCACUGUGUGAUUAUUUACAAUCAUCAAAUCUUGAUUAUAUCCAAGCUUAUAGAAAAAUUGUUGUUACAGAGAAAUUAUUAAAGCAAAAUCAACGAAAUUUUACUCCAAUAAGUACAGCAGCUAAGAUUUUUAUUAAUUUUGUCUCUGAAAAAAUUUGGGAACAAGAAAAUGAAAUAGAAAUAGAGUUUGAAAUUCCUCAAAAACGAAAGCGAAUGGUAUCACGAAGAUUGGAGGGUAACAUAGGUCAUGAAGAAACUAUUCACACACCUGAAGACAAUUUUAAAAUUAAUACAUUUUUUCCAACGAUGGACGUCGUAGUUACAA
Molecule: messenger RNA, 847 nt
Organism: Cinara cedri
Lineage: Eukaryota; Metazoa; Arthropoda; Insecta; Hemiptera; Aphididae
Source: the annotation of a GenBank genome assembly